Molecule: messenger RNA, 1663 nt
Organism: Alosa alosa (allis shad)
Lineage: Eukaryota; Metazoa; Chordata; Actinopteri; Clupeiformes; Clupeidae
Product: E3 ubiquitin/ISG15 ligase TRIM25-like
Exons: 7
Coding region: 88-1506 (472 amino acids)
Molecular function (GO): zinc ion binding
Source: RefSeq, a predicted model, not a curated record
CGCCCACUUCUGGUGAAAUGAAACCAAAACAUUAGCAUUUAGCAGCCCAUUUAGCUUUUAGCUUGUGUGCCUGUAUGUGAAGAAGAAAUGGCCUUUAUUCCUGUGUCUCAGGAUGAGUUCAACUGUUGUGUUUGUCUGGACUUGCUGAGGGACCCGGUGACUGUUUCCUGUGGACACAGUUUCUGUUUGAACUGCAUUACAGGCUGCUGGAAUCAAGAAGACCAGAAGGGUGUUUACAGCUGCCCCCAGUGCAGGGAGACCUUCACUCCAAGGCCUGUUCUACGCAGAAACACAAUGCUGACUGAAGUUAUAGAGAAACUGAAGAAGACCGAACUGCAGUCUGAUGGUAAGGCUCCUUUCUACGCCGGACCAGGCGAUGUGGAGUGUGACUUUUGCAUUGGGAGAAAACAUAAAGCCACCAAGUCGUGUCUAACAUGCAUGGGAUCUUACUGUGAGGUUCACAUCCAGCCUCACUAUGAAGUUACCUGUCUGAAGAAGCACAAGCUGGUUAACGCCAUCUCACAGCUACAGGGGAAGAUUUGCUCUCAACAUGACAGGAUCAUUGAGGUGUUUUGCCGUACAGAUAAGAAGUUAAUCUGUAUGCUGUGUUUAUUGAACGAUCACAAUGGACAUAAAACUGUCUCAGCUGCAGCAGAAUGGGCUGAAAAUCAGACAAAGUUGCAUGGAACGAAGAUGAAAAACAAGACACACAUCCAGCAGAGAGAGAAGGAGCUGCAAGAGGUCAAACAGGCCCUGCAAACUCUAAAGGCCUUUGCACAAGAAGCUGUUGAGGACUCAGAGAGGAUGUUCACUGAGCUGAUCAGCUUCAUGGAGCAAAAGCGCUCUGAGGUGACCGAGUCGAUCAGAGCUCAGGAGAGGGCAGAGGUGAGUCGAGCUGAAGAACUGCUUGAGCAACUGGAGUUGGAGAUCACUAAACUGAAGAGCAGUAAUGCUGAGAUUGAGGAACUUCUACAGAAGGAGGAUCCUAUUGAUUUUCUGCAGAGCUUUUCCCUCACUUCACCUCAGUUCGAGAUCCUCUCCAGUGUGACUUCAACGCCACAUUUGUCCUUUACUGAAAUUAAGGGACCAGCCCUCAUGGAAAUAAAACAAACGAUGUCGAAGUUCAAUCCAGGUUUCAGGAUUGGGGAUCGAGUCCAAGUGAGAGCUUCUGUUCAACAGCCAAAGAAUGGGGGAUGGGGAGGCGUCACUCACAAAAGUUUGGGUGUGAUAACAUCGUUCAGCUCACAUGGAUACAUACUGGUUGAUUUUCCUGAGUGGAAACAGUGGAAGGCAGAUCCCUUUGAAAUCAAGCUGGUCCUCAGGAUUGGGGACAGAGUCCGAGUGAAGGCUUCUGUUCAAAAGCCAACGCAUGGGGGAUGGGGAGGCGUCACUCACAAAAGUGUGGGAGUGAUAACAUCGUUCAGCUCACAUGGAUACAUACUGGUUGAUUUUCCUGAGUGGAAUCAGUGGAUGGCAGAGCACUAUGAGAUCGAGCUGGUCCUCUAAUGCAUCACAUGCUAAAUUCUAAAGCAAACUGUUACAUGCAUUCAAAAGCAUCAUGAGGCAGAUCUUGCUUUUUGGACAGUUUUAAAGAUAUUUGUUGUCCUUUAUCUCCAUUUGUUUUCUAAAGUUGUUCUGGAAUAAUAAAAUAUUUGAGAAAUUG